CCCCACUCCAGCCUCACCUACCCUACUCUCUGCUUCCUUCUCUCCACAUCCCUCUCCAUUCUGACAGCUUCCAUGGCCCCCAAAAAGCCAGACCCCAAGAAGGACGAUGCCAAGGCAGCCCCCGCCCCGGCGCCCGCACCUGCGCCCGCACCGGCACCAGAGCCCGAGCGCCCCAAGGAAGCUGAAUUUGAUGCAUCCAAAAUCAAGAUCGAGUUUACCCCGGAGCAGAUUGAAGAGUUCAAGGAAGCCUUCAUGCUGUUCGACCGCACGCCCAAGUGCGAGAUGAAGAUCACAUACGGGCAGUGUGGGGAUGUCCUGCGGGCGCUGGGCCAGAACCCUACCCAGGCUGAGGUGCUCCGUGUCCUGGGGAAACCGAAGCAGGAAGAGCUCAACAGCAAGAUGAUGGACUUUGACACCUUCCUGCCCAUGCUCCAGCACAUUGCCAAGAGUAAGGACACGGGCACUUACGAGGACUUCGUCGAGGGGCUGCGUGUCUUUGACAAGGAGGGCAACGGCACGGUCAUGGGCGCUGAGCUCCGCCACGUGCUGGCCACGCUAGGAGAGAGGCUCACUGAAGAUGAGGUGGAGAAACUGAUGGCGGGGCAGGAAGACUCCAAUGGCUGCAUCAAUUAUGAAGCAUUUGUGAAGCACAUCAUGGCCAGCUGAGCCUCUCGUCCCAGCUUCCAGGUCCCCUGUUGCCACCUCCCCAUCUUCACCAACUCCUGCUCUCAGCAGACGCCCCGCUGUCUCGCCGCACCCUGUCCCCUGUAACCUGUGACCAUCUUUACUGUCACAGUCAAGGAGAACCAGGAACCCAUGGGAACCAGGAGCCCAUGCUGGGGACAGCUGAUCUCCCACACAUGGUGCUGACGCCAGCUGCCUGGAGUUGCAGGGAGGUGGGAAGUGCCUCAAGACACCUACAGCAGCCCCCUCCACUGGCCCUGCAGACCUCUGGGUGCCUGUCAUCUCUCCCUUCCGGCUGUGCAUUUCUGUCCUCUCCCCAUGGGCCUGAAUAAAUGGCAUCUUUCCUUC
Molecule: messenger RNA, 1032 nt
Organism: Mustela lutreola (European mink)
Lineage: Eukaryota; Metazoa; Chordata; Mammalia; Carnivora; Mustelidae
Gene: MYL3
Product: myosin light chain 3
Exons: 7
Coding region: 73-666 (197 amino acids)
Cellular component (GO): myosin II complex
Molecular function (GO): calcium ion binding
Source: RefSeq, a predicted model, not a curated record